Messenger RNA from Fonsecaea multimorphosa CBS 102226, 666 nucleotides. RefSeq lists its product as uncharacterized. The transcript has a single exon. The coding region runs from base 1 to 666 and encodes 221 amino acids. The record is from RefSeq and is a predicted model, not a curated record. Lineage: Eukaryota; Fungi; Ascomycota; Eurotiomycetes; Chaetothyriales; Herpotrichiellaceae.
AUGUAUCAAGACGGGGUCGCCCGAGGGGGGCAAGUACAUCGUGGACGCGUUCGGCCACUCGUCGAAUAUGGUCUAGAUAAUGCCAUCGAACCGGUGGAAGGGCUGGUUGUCGACAACAGUCAUGGGAGGAGUGGGCUUUCGCAAUCAUACCGGCCCUGUCGGCGUUCAGCUCGGUGCCGCACGGACCGAAGAUCUGCUCUGGGUCCAGCCAGAGUCCGCCUGCGUCGACACAAACAUCUCGGUCGAAUUCUAGAUACCCUCCACGGCAUUGCCAGUGGUGAGGCGAACAACAUCUUCCUCGUCGACAAUGGGGGUUUCGCCAAUCUGGUCCCAAAAUUUCCGUACGUCAACGUGACGAGCUCGCAGACUGAUCCGAACGUGCAAGGACGAGCGUACAAAGCCGCAUGGAUGGUGGACGCUUAUACCAUGUCGAUUAUGAACCUGACCCGGCCGAGUCCCGACGCCUUCGCCUACCUCAAAUCCAAGGUCAGCAACAAAUAUCCAGUCACAAGAUAUCAGACGACGGGAGUCAAGCUCAAUGGAAUCUGUGUCACCAAUACUUGGACGUCCAUGUUGGACCCGGAAGCCUACUUGUCGAACUACACCUUGGCCGGCGUGCCGUCCGCUAAAUAUUCCAACCCAUUUGGGCUAACUAGUUCAAACUAG